This is a messenger RNA of Octopus bimaculoides (California two-spot octopus), 477 nucleotides long. RefSeq lists its product as uncharacterized. Lineage: Eukaryota; Metazoa; Mollusca; Cephalopoda; Octopoda; Octopodidae. The record is from RefSeq and is a predicted model, not a curated record.
AUGCUUUCAAGAGAUCAGUCAGCUGAACUAUUUGCAGAGCAGCUUUUGAAACUUGGUGAAGGGAGAGUUCCAACUGAUGGAGAACAGUUUCUUACAGUCAAUGCAAUAUAUAAUUCAAUUGAUUCCGUUGAUAAUUUGAUGCAUGAAACCUGUCCUAAUCUUCUUCAUAAUUACAUCAAUACAGAUUACAUCAGUGACAGAGCUAUCCUGGUUCCAGAAAAUGUUCCUCUACAUACCAUUAAUGAUAUGCUAUUGAAUAAAAAUCCAGAAAUCUUCACUUAUAAUGCAGUUGACAGUAUUGUUGAUGAUCAGGAUAGUGUCAACUACCCCAUCGAAUUCUUUAACUCACUACAACCAUCAGAUACAGCUCCUCAUUAUCUUCAUAUGAAAAAAGGGACUCCUAUUAUGCUAUUACAUAUUUUGUCUCAACCAAAAUUAUGCAAUGGUACAAGAUUAAUUGUACAAGAACUUCAUUGA